Mytilus californianus (California mussel) is the source of this 1823-nucleotide messenger RNA. Its product is annotated as nose resistant to fluoxetine protein 6-like. Bases 111 to 1559 code for a protein of 482 amino acids. The record is from RefSeq and is a predicted model, not a curated record. Lineage: Eukaryota; Metazoa; Mollusca; Bivalvia; Mytilida; Mytilidae. The transcript is spliced from 12 exons. Gene Ontology annotation, molecular function: acyltransferase activity, transferring groups other than amino-acyl groups.
AAGCCAAUAAUACAUUUAAAGCUUCAUCAAUAGAAUGUCAGGAACCAGACAAACCCCUUGACAAUAGAGCGAUUAUUGUUCUCGUGGUUGUAUGUUUAUUCAUAACAGUUAUGGCACUGGGAACAUUGUACGACAUAGUUUUUAUACAAUGGCCAAAGUGGGAAGCUGAGGAUCAAAUGACGUCUGAGUAUGAGGUUAAAUACUCUAAGAAAGGAGAAAAGGCUUCACUCCUUGACAAUGCUGAUUCUAAAAUUGUUCAUGAACCAGGACUCAUUGGGAAGAUUCUUCUAUCGUUCUCGGUGUACACAAAUGGAGCAUCUAUCCUUAGGACAGAGCAAAGUAAAGAUACAAUAACGUGUAUAAAUGGUAUACGUUUUAUCUCCAUGACAUGGGUUUGUCUUGGGCAUGGCUACUUAGCUAGUUUUAGCAUCGCAGAUAAUAUUGCUACAGCAUUACCCAAAUAUAAAGAGAGAAUAUCAUUUAGUAUCAUAACCAACUCAUUUGUAUCAGUAGACUCAUUCUUUACUCUGAGUGGGCUGCUGUUGACAUAUUUGGUCAUGAAGAAUUUAAAGAAAAAUGAAGGAAAGAUUAACUGGGGACUGUUUUAUUUUCACAGAUUUUGGAGAUUAACACCUCCGUAUAUGUUGAUUUUGAUGGUAUACGUGUCUCUGUUCCCAUACAUUGGAAGUGGUCCGCUCUGGGAAAAGGAUGGUCCCGAACCUAAUUAUUGCAAAGACGCCUGGUACUACAAUAUAUUUUACAUCAACAAUUUAGUAGAUGAUCCAAAAAAGCAAUGUAUGGUAUGGACAUGGUAUCUUGCUAAUGACAUGCAAUUUUUCAUAUUGAGUCCCCUUAUUCUUCUACCAUUGUUUUACUCACAUUUGGCAGGAGCUGGAGUGUUACUUGUAUUUUUGCUGGGGACUUGGAUUUCUACAGGUGUUGUAUCUUCUUUUUAUGAAAUACCAGCGGGCGGUUUUGCACAAACCGAACAUCGUAGUAAAAUAUAUGACAGACCUUAUGCAAGAAUGGGUCCAUACCUAGUGGGAAUGUAUACAGGAUACCUCUUAUAUAAAACCGGCUGUAAGUGGAAGGUUAACAAAUGGCUGAAUUUGAUUUUAUGGGCUGUAUUCGCUGCCUUAGCAUGUUUGAUUCUUUAUGGCUUACAUGGUGAUGAUAAUGGAAGUGUCACUUUGUCCAAUGACGUGGCAGCACUAUACAAUACUGUACAUAGAACAAUAUGGGGAGCAAGCAUUUCUUGGGUUAUUUUUUCAUGUGCAACAGGCAAUGGAGGUUUCAUCAACACAAUUUUAUCGUGGAAAGCCUUUGUGCCUCUAAGUCGUUUAACAUAUAUGGCAUACAUGGUUCAUAUGAUUGUACAGAGCUAUUUUAGAUUGACUAAACAGAGACUGGUCUAUCUAAAUGAUAUGGAAACAAUAUAUGAAUUCCUUGGACAUAUAUGUUUGACAUUUGCUGUAUCUUUUGUGGCGUCUCUAGCUUUUGAGUUACCAAUGAUGGGAUUGGAAAAAAUCAUUUUCAAAAGAGAACCUAGAAAGAGAUAACAUACUUUAGAAUUCAGAAGAUUGUUCUAUCAUGCGGGAAUUAUACUAUAUGUCAAGGAAAUUAUGAUUUCAUAGUACAAUUAGGACUAUAUUAUGAUGAUAUCUGAGAAAUAGAAAUGCUUAUGUUUUCUCGUACCAUGAAAAUAAUUAAAAUAAAACGUAGUAUUGUGUUCAAAAGAUAUACAAAUAAUAAAGUGAAACUAUUGUGUUGAAAAAUGAUAAUUUAGCAACAUUGGUUUCCUUUACAACACCAUCUGUACAACU